This is a messenger RNA of Bradysia coprophila, 1637 nucleotides long. Its product is annotated as aquaporin-like. Lineage: Eukaryota; Metazoa; Arthropoda; Insecta; Diptera; Sciaridae. Gene Ontology annotation, biological process: transmembrane transport. Gene Ontology annotation, cellular component: plasma membrane. The record is from RefSeq and is a predicted model, not a curated record. Gene Ontology annotation, molecular function: channel activity.
CUCAAGACACCAGUACUUUCCACAAUCAAAAUGUAAACCAAAGUUUGAUAUAGUCGUCGGAUACGGUACAUUAUAAUGUGAUAGUACUCUGCGGUUGAGAAUUAAUUUUAAAAUUAACUUUUUUUUCUGUGGAUUUUGUAAACGCCUAAGAAGCCUAAACACACUUACACUCUUGAUUUAUCGCACUUGUUAUAUAACAACAGACUUACGGACCGUUUGUAGUGAAUGAGCGCGCACUCCAUACGUUCAGUUCUUAUCAAAACACCGACUGAGGUGGUUUUCGUUCCGUGGCUGUGCUUGUUUGUUGAAAAAUUAAUUUUUCUUUUUUCACUCACUUCAAACGAUUUAUUUCUGUUUUUUUGUUUAUUCGAAUUGGGAAGAAAAAAAACUUUUUUUUAAAUUUUCUCCACACAUUACUGGAUAUAUAAGUUAUCGACGAUCGUAAAAAUAAAACCAUGAAACCACCCACACUGGACGCGAUUGCAGUGGUUUUAGCUGAAUUGAUUGGCGUAGCUCUGGUCAUGUUUUUCGGCUGCAUGGGCUGCCUUCCUUUCGGCGAAACAACCAAUCAAUUGCAAACGGUGUUGAACUUUGGUUUCAUUAUCAUGACUAUGAUUCAAGUGUUCGGAUUCAUAUCUGGCGCCUAUUUAAAUCCAUCAGUUACGAUAGCAGCGGUUAUAUACAAGAAGCUAAGCAUUCAGAUGGCAGGCUUCUAUUUCAUAGCUCAAUUGAUCGGAGGUUUCAUUGGCAUGGGGAUGCUGAAAAUUGUUGUUCCUACCCAUUUAUUCGAUGGCAAUAAAACGACGGACGCUGGAUUCUGUAUGACAAUACCACAUUCAGAUUUAUCAGAUAUGCAAGCACUGGUAAUUGAAUUUUUUGCGACGACUGUGUUAGUGUUUAUCAAUUUGGCCAUUUGGGAUCAUCGCAAUGAGAAAUACCAAGAUUCAGCUCCAUUAAAAUUUGGUUUUGCUGUUUUUACAUUAGGCUCCACUGCUGGCCCACUAACAGGAGCAAGCAUGAAUCCGGCUCGAUCAUUCGGUCCUGCCUAUUGGAGCGGUAAUUUUAAGCAACACUGGAUUUACUGGGUGGCACCGUUGAGCUCGGCCGUCAUCUCGACGUAUGUAUAUCGAGCCAUGUUUUGGCGCAAGAAAGACAAAGCUUAUAUUUCGUGCAAAGAACAUCAGUUAAGAGUGCCACUACGGCAGCCAGCUACCGACGAAUGUCUGAGUUGUUCCAAAACGCAUUGCGAAACAUAAUAAUAAUUUUUUUAUUUUUUGUAAUUUUUAAUUAUCAUUUUUUUCUCGUCUUCUUCGUCUUCUUCAUUUUCAUCUUUUUUUUUAAAAAACACUUAUAAAGUACACAUAUACAGCUACUACUUAAUGCAAUUGAAAAUAUUCUUGUUUUAUAAGCCUAGAUUUUUAUGAACUUAAAAAUUGAUUUACAAAUUCGUCAUACAGUCUCUCGCACUUAACCAAAAAUUAACUGAGCUAAGCUUUUCGAUUUGCAUUUAAAAAAUCAUUCACAAGCAUUAUACAUACAUCUAUAUAUAUAUAUAAAGUCUCACUGAUACAAUAUUUCUUCUAUUUUAACUCACAUUCGAGCUCUCACAUCAGUCCAAAUCGAAAUAUAGAAUUUAA